ACAGAGAGAGAGAGAGAGAAGAAAAUAAAAGAGAGGAACCGUCCCUGUGAAGAAAGUCAAACUCAACACCCAACCAACAAACACUUUGAAUUAUCUGAGACUUCAAAAAAAAAAAAAAAAUCUCGGCCACGUUUUCCGGCGAACUUGGAUGCCCAAUCAUUUAGGACGCACGGCGGCGCCGGUGUACAACUAGUUGAUCAUCAAUAUUAUUAUGAGGAGAAACCAAAACAAAGCUAAUAACAAUCUUCCUAUUGAUAAUAAACAUCAUGAUAUCAGCAGUAAUAAUAAUGGCGGCGUAAUCCCUAAUUCUUUUAGAUUUAUUUCUUCUUAUAUUAAGACUGUUUCUUCUAACGUCAGGUCUGCCGGCGAUUCUUCCGAUGAACUUCGCAAAGAUCAGGUUUUGUAUUCUUGCUUUGAUAGACUAGAGCUUAGUCCAUCAAUUAUCAAGAAUGUACUCCUACUUGGGUACACAAAUGGUUUUCAAGUCCUUGAUGUUGACGAUGGUUCUAAGUUUAGUGAACUGGUUUCAACUCGUGACGAUCCCGUCACAUUUCUACAAAUACAGCCUACACCUGAAGAGACUGAGGGUAUUGAGGGAUUUAAAAUGUCACACCCUUUGCUAUUGGUUGUGGCUAGUGAAACGACGAAUCUUUCGGGUCCAUCACACAAUGAGAGAGACGAAUCUCAGAUGGAAGAUUCCAUGUAUUCUCCCAGGGCUGUUCGGUUUUACUCAAUGAGGUCACACAGUUAUGUUCACGUCUUGCGGUUCCGGUCAACUGUGUACAUGGUUAGAUGCAGCCCACGAAUAGUGGCCGUAGGUCUUGCUUCCCAAAUAUAUUGUUUCGAUGCACUUACCCUUGAAAACAAGUUUAGUGUGCUCACAUAUCCAAUAUCACAACUGGGAGGACAAGGACUAUCCGGGAUUAACAUUGGCUUUGGGCCAAUGGCUGUGGGGCCUAGAUGGUUGGCUUAUGCUUCCAAUAAUCCAUUGUUGUCAAACACAGGACGCUUAAGUCCUCAAAAUUUGAGCCCUUCUCCAGGUGUAAGUCCUUCAACCUCACCUAGUAGUGGAAGUUUAAUGGCUCGAUAUGCCAUGGAGUCCAGCAAGCAGUUGGCUAGUGGCCUUAUAAAUCUGGGAGACAUGAGCUACCGAACCUUGUCAAAGUAUUGUCAUGAAUACCUCCCUGAUAGUUCCAGCUCUUCAGUUUCAUUAAACGUCAGCCGGAAAGCUGGUAGGGCAGUAUCUCAUUCCACUGAUAAUGCCAAUGCUGGAAUGGUUGUGAUUAAAGAUUUCGUAUCUCGGGCCGUUGUUUCACAAUUUAGGGCACAUGCAAGUCCCAUAUCUGCACUAUGUUUUGAUCCAAGUGGGACUCUUUUGGUCACUGCAUCAGUACAUGGGAAUAAUAUCAACGUUUUCCGUAUUCUUCCUACCUCAACACAAAAUGAAUCAGGCAGCCAAAGUUUUAAUUGGAAUUCUGCUCAUGUUCAUCUUUACAAGCUCCAUCGUGGCAUGACUUCUGCUGUGAUACAAGACAUUUGUUUUAGUCAAUAUAGUCAAUGGAUAGCCAUAGUUUCAUCUAGGGGUACAUGCCAUAUUUUCUUAUUAUCUCCUUUUGGUGGCGAGACUGGUAUUCAAUUGCAAAAAUCCAAAAUAAAAGGUCAAGCACUCUCAGCUUUUGUAGCAGUACCUUGGUGGUCGACUUCAUCUUUCAUGAAAGAUCAAUCACUAUCACAACCACCUCCAGCAGCCAUCACUCUGUCUGUGGUUAGCAGAAUAAAAAAUGUUAAUCUUGGGUGGAUUAAUACGGUAAGCAGUGCUGCAUCUGGAAAAACAUCUGUGCCACCUGGCGUUAUUGCUGCCAUGUUCCAUAGCUCUGUUUGUCGAAAUUCGGAAUCUGCUGUCUCAACUGGGGAAACCUUAGAGCACCUCUUGGUGUAUACUCCAUCGGGCUAUGUUAUACAAUAUGAGUUGUUGCCUUCUACAGGGAGAGAGGAAGGUGAAUCAUCUUUGAGUAUGGGGUCAGCCUCACAUGUACAGACCCAAGAUGAAGACUUGCGUGUUAAAGUUGAACCCAUUCAGUGGUGGGAUGUUUGCCGAAGAAGUGAUUGGCCAGAAAAAGAGGAGUUUAUUGGUGGGGCUACUCCUGGUAGACACAACUCUCUAGAAACUGUCAUGACUAAUUCUGAUGAUGAAGACAGUAAACGCCAAGAACGAUCCCGUUGGUAUCUUUCUCAUGCUGAAGUGCAAAUGAGGUCCGUGAGGGUGCCCGUUUGGCAAAAGUCCAAGAUAUAUUUCUAUGUGAUGGACCCACAAUUUUGUGGAAAGCUAAAUGAUGGUGGAGAGGUUGAUAUUGAAACGAUCCCAGUGAAUGAAGUUGAAGUAAGGCAGAAAGACUUGCUUCCCGUUUUCGACAGCUCUGGUGCAGUUUAUCCUGGUUGGAGUGAUGCCCGAGUCUUUGCUGCUGGUAGAUAUUCUGCUUCAUCUUCCAACAUUGGUAGCAGUGACGAAAAGUUUUUUCAAGAUUCCAGUGUAUCCCGUGGAUCACCGGCGCAUGCAGAGUUACAAAACUCAGAACAGAUGGAACGACAGAUAUCUUAUCCUAUUCUUGCUUUAACUGUAAAUAAAAAUGAUGGCGAGAAUAGGCUAAGUUCUUUUAAUGGAGUUAAUGAUGUGCUACCAUCUGGUCUUGAUGAAAUCAUGAAUUCUCCAUCCCCUGUUGACAACGCAAUUGCUCCUGGUGCAACUGUUGAUAGAGGGAUUCAAUCUUCAGAAAGCGUUGUGACUAGCGACACUUCAAAUCCAGGUUCUAAUCGUUCUGACUUGAGUAUGAAUAUUGUUGAUGAAGUUCAGAUGCAUAAAGACAUGUUAGAGUUUGGACAUGAUUUUAAUGAAGAGUACCGCAAACCAUCAACUGAGAAGGAAAGUUUUAAACAUGGAGAAAUGACUGAUGCUGAUGGUAAUAAUAGCCGCCAUCAGAGGAACAAGUCCGAGGAUGAUGGUGACAGUGACGAUAUGCUUGGAGGGGUGUUCGCGUUCUCUGAAGAAUGAGGUUUGUAAAGUCGUAUAAUGCGUUUGAUGGGGAACCUGUUUCAUAUGGAAGUGCAAACUAACUGAUUGAUUUGAGAGCUGAACUGUGUUGUUUCUUGGUGCUUGUGGUUAAGCUCGAGCAGCAAUACUUGGUUUUCUCUGUUUUAAUUCUUGUGUACAUGAUGUAUAGUAGUACCAUUAAGAAUUAUUUGUGUAACAUUACUUUGUUUUUUUAAAGUGAAGAAAUCUAGACAUUCUUUUAUGUGA
This is a messenger RNA of Erigeron canadensis, 3295 nucleotides long. Its product is annotated as autophagy-related protein 18h. The transcript has 9 exons. Gene Ontology annotation, biological process: autophagy; response to starvation. Gene Ontology annotation, molecular function: protein binding. The coding region runs from base 212 to 3049 and encodes 945 amino acids. The record is from RefSeq and is a predicted model, not a curated record. NCBI's taxonomy places the organism in Eukaryota, Viridiplantae, Streptophyta, Magnoliopsida, Asterales, Asteraceae. Gene Ontology annotation, cellular component: cytoplasm.